This is a messenger RNA of Annulohypoxylon truncatum, 1362 nucleotides long. Its product is annotated as P-loop containing nucleoside triphosphate hydrolase protein. The coding region runs from base 1 to 1362 and encodes 453 amino acids. NCBI's taxonomy places the organism in Eukaryota, Fungi, Ascomycota, Sordariomycetes, Xylariales, Hypoxylaceae. Gene Ontology annotation, molecular function: ATP binding; ATP hydrolysis activity. The transcript is spliced from 3 exons. The record is from RefSeq and is a predicted model, not a curated record. Gene Ontology annotation, cellular component: peroxisomal membrane; cytosol. Gene Ontology annotation, biological process: protein import into peroxisome matrix.
AUGGCUUCCCGAACAGUGACGGAAGCGUACUUUGAUCACUCUACCGCCAAACGAGUGAACACGGAUAGUAUAAUUGUGCAGGCAUUGCGACAAGAAUACCCGAACCUUGAGCUAGUGAUAGCACCGGAGGGCUCCAGCAACUUGCUCGCUUACGCGUCCGCCGGACAUGCGAGUUUUAGCGUCAUCGAAGAUGGCGGCAACCUUCCGCCGGUAGUGAGCUGGAAAGUGUACAUCCCGUCAGCACGACGCAUGGAUGGCGGAAACGGUAUAUUGGCGGAUCGCAUUGUAUUCGGCAAGUUCCUAUACAAGUGGAAUGACUCCGAGUUCAUUGUCUAUCGGAUUGAGGGCAGGGAUGGAUCUGGCUCUUACCCCUCAGUCAACAAUUACUAUAUCCUCACCACCGAUAUUCCUAAAGCCGAUGCCUUGUGUGUUGCUGCCGGUCAAUGGAGUAGUGAACUUCACGACGAAAUCUGGGUCUUCGAUGGCGGCUACUGGCAGAAGAACGCUGCUUUGUACCAGAGUGUGAUGGGUUCAUCUUGGGACUCCGUGAUAUUGGAUGAGGAGAUGAAGCAAGCCAUCAUCAACGAUCAUCUGUCGUUCUUCAACUCGCAAGAGACGUAUAAGAAUUUGAAGGUCCCGUGGAAGAGAGGUAUCAUCUAUUAUGGACCUCCUGGAAACGGAAAGACGAUUUCCAUUAAGGCUAUGAUGCGCACACUCUACAGCCGAAAAGAUCCCAUUCCUACUCUAUACGUCCGCUCGUUGACCUCUUAUACCGGACCAGAAUCUUCGAUUAAGCAAAUAUUUAUCAAGGCCAGGCAAUUUGCCCCCUGCUAUUUGGUGUUUGAGGACCUCGACACGAUCGUCUCUGAUAACGUACGGAGCUACUUUCUAAAUGAGGUAGAUGGAUUGAAGAGCAAUGAUGGCAUCUUCAUGAUUGGCAGCACGAAUCAUCUCGAUCGCUUAGAUCCAGGUAUUUCGAAACGUCCGUCUCGAUUUGACCGGAAGUACCUCUUUCCAGACCCAGAUCUGGACCAGCGCAUAGCUUACUGCAAGUUCUGGCAGUCCAAGCUCGCUAACAAUAAGGAGAUCGAAUUCCCCGACAAGCUCUGCAGCGCUAUUGCCAGCAUCACGGAUAAGUUUAGCUUCGCUUACAUGCAGGAGGCUUUCGUCGCCGCCUUGCUGGCCAUCGCGAGGACGGGGGAGGGGAUCGACCCCAAUUAUGAACUUCCACUUACUCAAGAGAUGAACGACGGGUGGGUUGGGGUGCUUGGCGGUGAUGAUGAUUUGGACGGUCUUGUCUUAUGGAAAGAGAUCAAGAAGCAGGUUGCGAUUCUCCGAGAAAGCAUGGAAGAACAGCAGUGA